GAGGAUUCGAACCCUGGUCUCCAGACCUGUAGCCCAACACUGCACCAUGCUGGUUCAUGAUAGACAGACAGAUAGAAUAGUUUAGAGAGAGAUGAGAGGAUGGAUGGAUGGAUGGAUGAGACAUAAAAUAGAUUAGAGACAAAACAAAUUACUGUAGAUAGAUUAGGUAGGUAGGUAGAUGAAAGACAGAAUAGAUUGACAGAUUAGAGAAAUGAGAGGGAGGAUGGAUGGAUGGAUGGAUAAUAUAGAUUAGAUAUACAGAUUAGAUAAUAGAACAUUGUACCUAUCUUCAAGAUGGCUUCCAAAAUCCCAUCAAACUACUUGUUAAGGGUGGCAGGUUUUCAAAUUAUAAAUUUUUAAAAUGAUUUCUGCAAGCAAUGAGCAGCUGGAGUGCACCCCCUUUCCAUCCCUCCCUCCCUCCCUCCUUCCUUCCUUCCUUCCUUCCUUCUCCACUGUUUGCAGGUUUUUGGAGGGACCCAGGAGGAGUGCCUUCUCACUGCCUUCUGCAAAACCCCAUCAUCCCCAAGCCCUCAGCAGCCUGCCUCCCAGCCCAGCUGGCCUGCUUUGGGUUGCUAGGGGGAUGGUUGCCAAGAGGUGUGUAUGUCAAACAAUGAUGCCACAAGCCCAUCUCCUCUUACUUACCUGCCAGCGGGAGGGUGAGUCUCUCUUUCUUCCCCAAGCUGGCCUUGGGUGGGAAGAACUACAGCCCCGCGAUGGAGUUCCACGGGUUGAACUACCGGGAUUUGGUGUUAAAUCGGCCGUAUGUCCCUCAGAGCAUCUUAGAGACCGACUUCCCCACUCCACUUUACAGUGAUGAGUACAUUUCACUGAGGGGCCCGCGAAAUGCCCCCAUCAUAAAGGAGGCUGUUCGCUGGAAAUGUACCCCCAUGGGGAGGGAUGCCAUCCCUCAGACUUGGUAUACGGGCCUGACCAACAGUCACAACCGCGAUGCCUGGUACACUCUCACCAACGACAUCGGCCGGGAGACUUACCACCGCUGGCAGAAGUCCCACGCUGAACGGGAGAAGACCUUACCACCUGCUUAUAGGCAGCGUUUACGAGACAGCAGCUGGUAUGAUCCAAUUGUUCCUGCCCAGUACUCGGAUCCGACUACACGAUGGGGUGCCUUUCUGUGGAAGGACAAGUCAGUCCUUGGGAAAGAAUAUGUUGUCAACCGCAACCGCUGUGCCGAAGAGUUGCAUGGAAAGCCCGGCUACGUCCCUCACUUGUCUCUCCACACCCCUGAGUUCACCCGAAAGGACUAUCGCACUUGGAGGAUGUUUCGUCACCAACCGUCCACCAACAACCAGUAAAACCUCUUUCCGCUGCUUGGCAUAUGAGAAUCCUCCUUCUCACUGCAAGGCGGGAGGAGUGAGUUUCCUCCAAGACAUGGGGUCCAUCCCUCUUGCCAUACAGGGGCCCACCAAAUAUUUGGGGGCCCUGCGGCCGUCACAUAGCCCUCUUGCCAUGAAAUGGGAGACGGGAAGAGAGAGCCAGCCUUUUUGGCUGUGUGUACAUUGUCAGGUGGGACUCCCUGCCACUGGAUGAAACCAUGGCAUUUGAAUGUGGUUUAGUGUGUGUUUGUGUGCUAGAGACCUUCCUGGAGCAGAAGCAAGCCUCCUCUUAAACUUGCACCCUGGAAGGUUUAAUAAAGAAAAGGUGCUACCUCCAAGGGAAAAUAGCCAAAUUUUGAUCUGCCCCAAAAUCGCCUUUAUUUAUUUAUUUGUUUUUAAAACAACACAUGGAGAAAGUAAAGAGGGAAUCCCCCUCAUUUCUCAACACCAUUUGCUCCUUUCUUUGAUAGAUUUUCAGAGUGUUUCAGAACUAAGAAGCUGAUCAGUAUGUUUGCUCUCCCCAAGAUGUACCCUUCCAAUUUCUUCUUCUCAGACAUCUCACAUGAAGUCUGGAGGAUCCAGCCCUCCCCGUUUAUCCCUGACACCCCGGACUCAGCGGUAAACUACUUGUGAACAGUGGUGGCUUAUGGUGCCCAUGUCAGUGGAGCAAUGAUUCCAAUGCCAGAUUUUCAUCUUGGUUUUAAGGGUGCUCUCCAAGGUGUUGAAAUGGGAGAGCUCCAUUGAGGAUCCCUCUUGGGUUCUUGGAGAGCUCCAUUGUGGGUCCUUCUUGAAUUCUCAUCUUGGAGAGUUCCAUUGAAGGUCUCUCUCUUGAGCCAGAAACUUGGAGAGCUCCAUUGAAGGUCUCUCUCUCUUAGACCAGUGCCUGGGAGAGCUCCAUUGAGAGUCCCUCUUGGGUUGUCAUCUUGAAGAGCUCCAUUGAGGGUCUUUCUUGAGUCAUUAUCUUGGAGAGUUCCAUUGAAGGUCCCUCUUGGGUCCUCACCUUAGAAAGCUCCAUUGAAAGUCUCACCUUGGAGAACUCCUUUAAAGCCAGCACAAGCAUGGGAUGGAUUUACAGCCCCACCAACAUGAGAUCCACUAGCCUCUGAAUAUGAAGCCCCAAUUGUGGCAUUACCUUUGUAAAAGAACACUGCCCCACAUGCCAUCCGAAAUCUGGUCGCAGAGGUGCUUUACAUAUCAUAAUCACACCUUAAAAACAUUUAAUUAUAUAUUAAUACUUUCUGCAAGAUGGUACAUUUGAUUUAAACACACAAACAGAGAAACACCGUUGGGACCAAAGAGCGCUUUUGCUCUUGAAAUCCCUUUAAAUAUAGGGUGGAGGACCUUCUGAACUUCCAGGUCCUUUGUACUGCUUAUACCUAGUGGUUAGGGUUGGAAACGUUGGCAUAGCCUGUAUUUAAAAUACUUCUGCAUUUUCUUUUAAAGACCGUUUAUAAGCAAGAACAAUUAGUAUUAUAAAUAUAUAUAUCUUCGUGGUCUCUGCGAAUCACACAAAUGGGUUAUACUGCACUUGGGCAGAGCUGUAUAGCUCAUUUGUGUGAAUAUAUAUAUAGGCCCACUCUCCUUGCUUCCUCCAUGGCUGUGCAGAAAAAAUACACCUGAUAAGUUGUCCCGACAAAAGAAGUCUACCUUGAAGGCAGGAUAUCCUGGACCCUUUUUGAAUGACUCUGUAUUCAAUGUUCUUUAGAAGAAAAAGGAAAUUCUUUUGUUUUUGCAAGGCUGCUUAACAAAUAUUGGCCUCUUGUAGUCCUUGAGAAGCUUUGUCACACAGAGUUUAGGGUCAGAGGGCCACAGGAACCUUCUCUCUUUCCAACUUCUGACCAGCAGAAAGGUGGACGGACGUGGGAGGACAGGCCGUGUCUCUGGAUCAGUCCUGGAUCCUACCUCAGGUUGCUUUAUACCUGCCAGGAAAGAAAAUUAGAAAGUUUUAUGCCUAGAGAUGGAUGAGUGAAGGUCAGAGAGGGCUUACAAGUUGAGUUGGUGGGACCUGGUAGACUAAGGCAAAGGGAAAUGUAGUGCUCUGAGCAACCUGUCUCCAAGCUCGGGCCUUGCAGUUGUGUUUAACUUGGAGUAAUAUUGGCUGGGGAUUUGGGGAGUUGUAAGCCAACACAUCUGGAAGGCUUCCAGGUGGACAAGUCAGGCAUAAGGGCUGAGAAUAGUAGAACCACUGUAAGCCUGACUUCCAAGUACAUUUGUCCCUCCCUAUUUGCUAGGGUUAGGGGCACAAGACCCCCGUGAAUAUGGAAAAACUGCAAAUAACAAAAACACCAUGUUUUUACCUGGGAGGACACCUCUCUAGGAAUCUCUAGGUCC
Sceloporus undulatus (fence lizard) is the source of this 3665-nucleotide messenger RNA. It is a transcript of the gene TEKTIP1, whose product is annotated as chromosome 7 C19orf71 homolog. The coding region runs from base 714 to 1313 and encodes 199 amino acids. The transcript is spliced from 4 exons. The record is from RefSeq and is a predicted model, not a curated record. Lineage: Eukaryota; Metazoa; Chordata; Lepidosauria; Squamata; Phrynosomatidae.